AUGCAGGCUCAUGAGUGGGAGAUGCGUCGCCUCAUUGAAAGGCUGCCGGCCACACCGCCUGAGUGCUAUGUCUUGUCUCCUAGGAGUCUAGCCUGGUACAUGUGUCUAGUGCCGAUUGAUCUACGGCCGAUGGGAGGGUCUAUUCGCCUCCUCCAGGUUCGGCGCGAUCGGCCCUGUAUCGAGGCUAUCAGGGGUUGCCUUUUGGAUUUAGGCCAGGAUAUUUCCCGGCCCGUGCUUAUCCGUACUGGGAUUGGCUUGUUUCUCCCCACCGCCUCGGUUCUGCUUCUUCCCGAAGUUGAUGCCUUUCAGGUAUGGCCUGGGCCUGAUGUGGUAGCCCCGCUCAGCGACUCGGACUCGUUGACACAGCCGCCUUCCAAUGCCGAUCGGUUCGCGCUCAGCCUCACAAUGCCUCAUGUUGCUGAGUCCUCUUUUCAUGAGGCUUCUGGCAGUAAUGCUGUAGUCAUUUCGGGUGACGGGCUUUUCUAUGUCGCUGCACCCUCAUAUUGUGACCAUCUCACCUUAAGAUCGGCAGUGUUGCAGGCCUUCCUUGAGGAGGGAGGUGGGGAUCGUCGUGUCCCUCUCCACUUUGCGCGUGUUCUGCCACCGCUAGACGGUCUGCCCUCUGUGCAGUUUGCUGCACUUCGCUGCACUGCCGGAAUGUCCCCUGCCCUUGUUGACUUGCGGCCCAUGGGAGGCGCCCUGCAGGUAUUUGGGGCCAGCAUGUACGACACGCCAGCGAUGCGUAUUCAAGCAGCCAUUGCUAGGAAUGGCGACCCGGCUACCGGGACGCUGAGGGCCAGGUCUCUCCAGCAGUUCAGCCAUCAUGUGGAUGGGUUCUGGUUCUCCUUGGGUGCUUUCAUUGGUUUCCAAGAAGGGGUACCCCUUCAGGUCAGGUCUGAGGAGGAGGCUGAUGACUCCCAUUAUCUAUUCCCGGCGCUUGCCAGCGUACAGGAACACUACCGGUUAUCCCUUCGCUUGUCCUUCCCCGAUUCGCUUACGCGUCUUUCGUGGAUUGAUGCUGCAGGCCUGCCGGGCCGUGUCCACACUAUGUUCUGUUUCUCCAUCGCUAGUCCUGCUGAGACGUUUCGCUUUUACCUGCAAGGGGACCGCCCUUUCUUUCAGUUUAAGGAACUCUUGCAGCAGUGUUCCGGAAGGCUGGGACGCGGCCCUGCCGUUCUGGUAUCACCUAUGCCUCUGCAUCGAUGUGUUCAGUUUGUUGCCCCGCCGCGGGAGCUCACUCACUACACCGUUCUCCUCGACACUGGCACCCGCCGGUAUUGUGUUGAUGUUCCACACCAAGGCAGAGGGAUACGUACUGGAGAUGUCAUCCUCGCGCACGCUGACGAGGACAGCAAGCCUUUUGAGGUUGGGCCUAUCUCCAUUCCGCUGGGCGCCAACGCUGUGCAGAUUUCUUUCUUUGGGCUGUGCACGUCGGCCAUUGGGUGUACGGAGCGUGCACUGCUGAAGUCUCUUGGCAAGAUGUUGCAGCUGUCGCUGGCCUCACCAUCUGGGAUCUCCCUGGCAGCAGUUUACACAGUGGUUCUGCUUCUUGGACGUGGCCAGCGGAGCUCGCUUCCUUUGCGGGGCAAUGUGGGCAUUUGUUACACGAGGGCUACUCGCAACCGCCGUCCCCCACCUUCGUCUGGGUCGGACAGUGAUACCGAGGCACUGGAGAUUGAGCUCCCGGAGCCGGCGGAGGUAUGUCCGGCGUGGUGCCACGAACUUGCUUGUCGCCAUACCCAUUUUGCCACGACAGCGGAUGGCCUGCGCCACCACCUCUCUCGUCUGGCACCUUAUGACACCUUCCAGGUUGCUGUGUGGACUCCGCUGGACGGCCCCACCCUUUUCGAGGCACCAAAACAGGUUACCUCAGGGCAAUUCGCAUACUUGCUAGCAGCAGCAGGUCAUCGAGCCGCUGAUCAUCGCCUACACCUGGCGUUUGACACUCAGGCUACUGUAGCUGACGUUCUCUCCAUUCCCGCUGGCAGUUCCAUUUGGUGGAUAGUGCGGGAUGGGCUGGCGCGAGAGCUCUUACGUCCAGUUGCAUUCUGGUAUGAAGGCCACGACCGUAUUGCUGUUACGCUCAAUUCCCAUGGUCAAGCCUCAGGCCUCAUCGCCUCGCCAGAAGUUGCGCGCUUAAGGGCACUGCCGCAAGGAGCCCGAGCCUAUGUAGGGGGUCCUCUUACGCGAGUCAUAGGCCAUCUCACUGCUAGCGGGUUGGUUCUUUCUGAACUAAUGGUUGGGAGUGCGGUUGCUGUUUCUGUUGCUCCUAGCUCCUCUCGCCGCCCAACCCGUUACCUGGGCUUCCUAUUGAGCCUGGUCAUAGGCACGGCUAUGCACAUUGCACCAGGCAACGCUAAUAAUUUGGCAGUCAGCGGGCCGCCGGCCCUGCCGCAGCCAUGGGGCUGCUCUUCUGUGCAGCAACCAUCUAUCAUGCGCAUCUGGACGCACACUCUCGCAGGUCCUCUCAAUGUCCCCUACCAGGCUAGCCCUGAUCCCUCAAGGCUUGCGAGUUGGGUCUUUGACACCCAACGGGGCGUCCCUGCUGAAGGCGACUUUGUGUGGACUACACCGCGGAUCGUCAAAGGGGUAGCGCAUCUUUUGCACAUCCCGUCUGGGGUCGCCCCUCCGACACCUUUCUGGUUGCUACAUUUCCGAGGCAAAGGGGCGGUUGUCGCUGUACAAGCCCCUGGUUUUGACUGGACCUUUGUCGCGCAGCAGGCUGUCGAGGCGUUCGGGGGUGACUUCUUUACCAAGGGUGCAUUUGGCGUGCAUCACUGCGGGCGAGUCUUUCCAUUCAACACUCCCUUGCCGGUGCCCCCGCACGGGGCCAUCAUCUCCCUGGUCCGCAUGACUCAGCCCAACCACGCUGGUUUUUCGACAUGGGAUGCCCCACCGGAAGCUUGCUGGGUGCCUCAGUUUGAAUACGAUAUCUGUAUGGGACCCCUUGGUGAGCCCGCUUUGUCUUUGCGUGCGAUUGACAACGCCCGACACACUGGCCGGGGCCCGGCACGUUCACCUGAGGGUGACAAUGCAUCGCUAUGUCACCACUCCGAAAUGGCCGCGCAGCUCACCCAGGUGACUAGCCGUUUGCAGGACUUGACCACCCGGCUUGAGGCUUCAGGAGUGCUGGCCCCAACCAAUGGUCUCGAUCCUGGGGUCUCCCCAUGGAUGUUCCUCCUGGCUUCGGAGCUCUUGGGGCUACCUGUCGAUGCUGCGGGUGCGGUCACGGAGGACCCCACGGGUCCGGAAGCGCCGGUAGAGCCCAGCUCACCUUCAUACUCUGACCUGCAGGCACCCACUCCUGACACCACCAUCGAAGGGGAAGGUUUAGCCAGCACUGUCCGCGCAAGUGACUCUGUCGCUGCCAGCACUAUGGUGCCUGUUGACGGCCCCACUGUGGCCAAUGUGCCGGCCUUUGACCAGAGCAUGGUUCCGGCCAUGCAGCGCAGGGUUGCUGCACAUCUGCAAGGCGUUAAUGUGGCUCCCCAAGGGCACCCCUUCCUACCACAUGGCUGUCCCAUUACGAUUCACGACCCCUUUUCGCGGGGGUCUACCUGUGAACUUCUCACCUCUAGCAUCGCUACCGGCCUCAUCUUCGAGGAGAUGCUCCGUGACUAUGUUGCCCGGCGAGGGUGGCAGCCCCUAGUGAGCGUCUACCCUCAGCCCGAUGCUCUCUCAGUGCACCUUAUCCCGGCAGCUGCUGACAUAGCUCAGAUCACUGUACGGGGCCGAAGGGGGCGCAUUAGAGAACCUUAUACUGCUAGCCGAGAUCCGAACCGGCCCAUCCACUUGCGGGACGGAGAUUGCUUGCAUGCUGAUGUCGGUCCUUUUGGCCCCCCUCCGCCGGAGCCGGUCCGAUCCUCCACUAGCUCGUUCAGGCUCUCCCCCCUGCUUGCCUUAGGUGCCCUGUUUCAGCAUCGUGCUCAACUGCCUCGGGGACUGGUCUUUUUCGGGCUUGUUGCUCACAGUUGGGUUACGCUAGGACGGCUCUUGUCGAUAGCCCUUCAGGUCCAUGUUGCCCAGAAUACCUUUCUGCUUUGGCCUGUUUGCGGUGCUGUCCAUCUGAGUCGCACUGACCAGCGGCACGCCACCUAUUCGAUUGGCCACUACCCUUGGCGGUUAGCCCCCGACGAUCAGGUCGCUUCACAUGUCAGUCACGCAGCCGGCUUUCGUGCCACCUACUUGUGUCCAUGGUUGGGGCCACAAGGCGACUUUCAGGGUCCCAGUACGCUCACUACCGCUGCAUUAGCUCGUCGAUAUCAAGGAGGUGAUAGCGCGGUAGCAGGGCUCAUGCCGGUGUGGCCUGGAGACCGGAGCGACCGACUCUUGUUUGUGCCUCAGCUGACCGAGGCCAAUCCACUAGUUUGUGUGGUUGCGCGAUCCGAACACUGCCAGCGGUCCUUGCUUUUGCCUCCUGAUUCAGCAUACGAGCAGAUCUGCAGGGCAGUGGUCUAUUUGGCUCGUUUAGAGGUUGGACAGGUGCGCCUGCCACCCGCUGUUUUCGCUCUUUGUGGUCUGAGGCCCAAUGCUGACAUCCACCUACGCACGGGCGAUGUUCUCGAUGUCUUGGCCGGUAGGCAGGAGGCAACCUGCUGCCGUCCCACUUCCGUUGGGCAGCUCAAGGAUAGCACCUUGUGGACGCGCCCUGUACUCCUUUCCUUUCCUGUGCCUGUGUACCUGUGGCUGCCCUCUCUUCGACAGCCAAUUGUGCACCUGCUCCCGGCAGGAACCUGGUGGGACCCGGUCUCUCUCUCAUUUGACGGGCCCUUUAGGCAGUCCUUCGCUGGCCGCUGGGUGCCUGUGUCGUGGGCCCCAAGCCAUGUUGUUCACAUGAUGCAAGCUUCGGAUGAUGCCAAUAUAGUGCAUGUUUUUCUUGAAAGCCAGGGGCAGCUUGUAGCACAGGCCACAGACAGGUGCCAGACGGUUGCUCGCUUUGCCGCUGAUAGAGGUCUGCUGUCCACUGAACUCGUUGUCAUCGGCGUGCCGAGUAUGUCUGCCGACUGGCGGCUACGGGAUGGUGACAUCGUCUUUGAUAAUUUUCUCUCGGACCCACAGGCACGCCCGUGGGAUCCCCUCGCUAGUGCCAGCCCCAGCCGCACUGCGCUCGGGGCGAUUACAGGGGCCUGCUGGAUCGUCACAGGGUCCAGCGCAUGCUUCGUCUUGGUCUUUUCCUCUUGGCUGCCACCCACAAGGGCUGUGAGAGGCCGCUCCCGCACACCGCCCGAUUCCAGUGAAGAUGAAUUUGACUGUACGGUUGCACCGGUUGGACUCUGGAAGCCUGAACUCACGCAUCCCCUUGAAUCUUUUCCUCAGCGCUGGGAUUAUCAUAUCCUCUGCCCCUUCCGCGGCUGGAGCUCUUGCAUACAAGCUCCGGCCUCCACCACGCAUACCGAUUUCCAACACAUCACCCGAAGGUUCUGCGGAGGAUGGGUACGAGGCCAUCUAUUGCUGGGUCCGAGCCGCAUCACAGGCAUGGGUGUUGUUUUGCCCCUACCCAGUGCAGGAUUAGCAACAAUUUUUGUUCACGCCGGAGGAUCUAGUCAUGCCGCCGUUGUACCACGACACUGCUGCCUCGAUGUCCUUCUGAGGCACCUUCAACGAUUAUGCUGGCCAAUUGGAAUCUGGCUGCGUUUGCCUCCAGCUUUAACUCGAGCUCAGAUGCCUCGCGACGCUUCUUUGGCCUUGCGGGACGGAGACACCUUCUCACUUGAGCUGGACAUGUACCAUCCUGCUUACCGGUCCCAACCAUCAGAAACGGUCGCCCGGGUUGAGCACCUCAAUCACCUCAAUCUUUGGCAUGUUCCGUUUCGGCUCCGGCACGGAGGCUGGAUUUUCAUUUGGCACGAUGAAGACAAUCUUGAGCACCAGUGUGAGCGACACUGGGUAAAUGCCCAUAGCACAUGGAUGCCCCGUUGGUCUCAGUUUGUCCCACCUAGGGGUGAGCCGCUCGCGGAUAAGAUCGUUCCCGUCCCCUGCCUUAAGGAAGGCGAGUGCCAUUUUGUCCGCCGUUCCGACUUUAUGGAAGCUCGUGUGCUGAUGGUUGACCCCUUGGACGCUUCCGCAGACGAAUGCCGACUAUUGUCACUCAGCCGGCUUGGCUGUGAUAUUCCUUUCGGGUGGCAACACAGACCGGACAUCCAGAUCCGCAAUCGUGAAGGUGGUCUCCGGGACGGCGAUGUGCUAGUGCCAACGUCUCGCGUCUCUGCUCGAUCUCGGUUAGCUGACAUCCUUGCUGCCCUCGGGGUGGCCGGGUUUAGGGGUUACUCUGGCCUAAGUCUCUUCCUGCCCCUUCUCUGUCUAAGCUUACCUGCCUCCUCCAUGUUCGCCCCGCCGCAAGAGGUUCAAGGGGGCGCUGUCGGUAACAUUGGCAUGUUUCCGUGGCGCGUUCCCGUCGAACACCGCGCGUGCCAUGAAGCAGUUCCUUCUGAAGGGUGUGCCCGUCUCUUUUCGCCCUUUGAGGCUGAUGCCCCACUGGUACCGGUCUCCCCGGAGACACUGGUUGAGGACCUUACUAUCAAUUUGGUUAGUUGCGGUCCUGCUUGGUGCACAGACCUGAUGCCGGUUUGGCCGAACAUUUGGGUGCCACAUAUCAACUUCCUCCCUGCUCCCGAUGACAGGAGGUUAGUAUGUGUUCUCGUGGUUUCUCCCGAGUGGCAGCUACCUGUGCUUAUUCCCAAACGUACAGACCUGACUUGGUUGCUGUCGUACCUUCGUCGUCUUGCACCGAGUGCGACCAGUACCCUCUACCGUCCACUUCAGUCGGCCCCUUCUUCGGCUGGCCCUAAUGAAGCGGUGGAUUGGCGCAAUGGGGACCUGUUCUUGGCAAUGGGACCCUCAGGAUCCGCUCUGCAUGACCAGCCCAGUUUCUCUCACGGGUCGGCUGUCCGUACCUCGGCCGUCUGGUCUUACGAUUUCUUUUGCACAUGUGCUCUACCUGUCGUUGUUUGGAUCCCUGGGCGGCGCCCUUCCCGCACGGUCUUACCACCUGGCAGCCAAUGGCGGGCCAACUUGGCUGCCUUUGAGGGCGAGUUCCAGCAAAGGUACCCGGGACACUGGGCGCCGGUACCUUGGGCAUAUUCACACGAUGUGCACCUGUGUCAGCGUGCUGAUGAUGAAGUUUGCUGCAACGUUAUAGUUGAGGAGUUAACUGACGAUAAGUUGCGAGGUAACUGCCAUACUGUCAAUACUCGCAUCUCCUCCCGCGCUUUUGCGGUUGCCUGGGGGGUUAGACCCGAUAAGGUUCGGUUACUUGGUUUGCCUGGGGAUCACGCAGAUUGGCCCCCCCUGCGGGACGGCGAUAUUUUGCACUUUAAUAGUGCUGAUCGCUCGGAGGGCGUUAGGGCAUCCGAGGUUCUUUGUGCGGUUGUAGCUUGUUUCCUUGGACAUCACCCUUGGUUUAAGGGCGCGAUUUGGUUAGGGUGCCGCCUCGGUACUGCUGUUGCGAUGCCGACAGGUGCGCCCCCGUCCGGGCAGCCUCCUCACUGGCUCUGGAGCCCGUAUCGGGGACGCCUGGGACCUGUGCUCUGCUCAGAAGAGGAGGAGGUUCGACAGUGGUUGCAUUACCUCGAGCCGCUGUGGUUUCGGGGGCACACGAAGGUUCAUCCUAGCUUGGAACCCUAUGAACACCAUUGGGUCCCCUUACUUGCGACCGACUCCCUUGUUACCGUCCUGGUGCUCGGAGCCCCGCGGCCCUUGGCGGUUAUCCUACCUUCGCGGCUUACUAAACGCUUGCUCUUCAAGGCACUGAAGGGACUGUUUCCCGACAUGACCUCUCUAGUCGGCAAUCAUCCGUCGCUGCGCUCUGCAGCCUCAGAUGGCAGCGAGAUCCGACUUCGACAUGGUGAUCUGCUAGCCACAUGUACCAGUCGAUGGCAGCCCUCCCUUGACUAUCAUUGGCGGCAACACUUCAGUAGUCCUCUUGAGGCACAAGAGCUCGGCCUGUGGAGCCAUGACCUUGACUUUGACGGGCCAGGGAUGGCUAUCCUACACCGAGCCGGGGAUCUCUUUCCUCUUGCCAUUGCUCUCGAAGGCACCCAGAAAUGGGAUUCCCAGGCGUGUACGCUUAGGCCCGCUCUCCAAGGGCUUCUCGAAUCUUGGUGGCCAUGCACUGACAUUACCAGUUCUAUCACUAACUACAUUCAUUUCCGUGCUUUCUCCGCUCCCCUUGAGUCAGAGGCACCGGCGGUGAUGCGUAUCAGUGACGCAGAGCCGCCAGCGGAUAGGAUUGGUGACCCGCAUCCCCCUGACCUCCAUCAUGUUCCCAUGCCAUUUAGUCAUGGGAUGAGGUCCAGUAGCAUUUGUCGAGCCCUCGUCGUUGCUGGCAUGGUCCUGAGUAUCGGUGGCCUGAAGGGCGACACUGCAGCCAUCCGCAAUCUGGGUCCUACUCAUUGGAGUUUGGUCUGGCUAGGCGUUUACCUUGCAGCCUUUGGAGCCCCCCGAUGGGAAAAGUCCGUUGAUUGCUGGCAGGCGGACCUCUCGGACGUGUGCCACCUCCAGGCAGCUAUGCACGAGACCUGGUGGACACGAUCCCAGCGACUCGCUUUGCCGUCUCCGCUCCCGCCAGCAUACCACGCAUCCUGGCAACUGUCGCCAGCAUGGAGCGGAGGCGUCCCUGACUCUCUGCUAAUAGCCACCGAUGGUAGCGGUGUUGGGUCAGGGUCCUGGGCUUUUGCGGUCUGGGGCUUGUUCGCCGGCGUAUGGCACCGGAUCGAUUGGGAAGCAGGAACCCUUCCCCAGGCCAAUUGGAUGCCCGAAGGCGUCUCUGAGGGCGGCGCUGAUACACGCUCCUAUCGUGGAGAGCUCGCGGCGCUGCAGGCGGCAGCCAUGUGGUGCUUAGCGAACUUAGAUCUGUGGGCCAUGCACAUGGGGUCCAUGCCCCGCCUUCUUACUAUCGCGGUCGAUAACUCCUCCGCCAUGCAGGUCGCUGCUGGCCAUGCCGCGACAGACCAGCUCGGUGCGGCAGAGACUCGCGCUGUGUGGCAGGCCGUACAAGCCCGGAUUUCGACGAGCUUUCAGCACGUACAUAGUCACACUGGAGUCUUCGUCAACACCAUAGUUGACGCGCUUGCUACGUGGGUGUUACAUGCUAAAGCCCACCCUAGUUUGGCGUCAAGCCGCUGGGCACACGAAUUCUCACCGCUCAGCCCCUGGCUCUGGUUGGUUGCGAAGGCCAAGGUCGUUGAAGGUUGCCCCACUUAUAGGAUGCCUAUCGGCCUAGGUCAAUGGUGUCCUCCUGCGCCCCCAGAUGUCCCCGACAGUGAUAUUGUGCCUAGGCCCGCACCAGUACCACUUUGUGCUGCCACUGCUAACGUUCAAUCCCUCAAAGACUCGUCCCCUAAUCCAUUCAAUCCCGCGGGUCAUGCGGCGCGUCGCCAGCAUCUGAUGGAACAGGCAAGCGCCUUGGGGAUUGAUAUCCUCUGUAUCCAGGAGGCCCGAAGUCGCCCGGGACGCUGGUCCGUGGCAGGAUGGCACACAUGGCGCUCUGGCGCCGAAAAAGGCCAGUACGGAUGUGAAAUUUGGGUCAACCCCCGUCUUGUCACACCUGCGCUGCAUCUGAGUGACUGGCGCAUUCUUCUUAGCACGCCCCGGAUCUUAGUGAUCACCUGCCUGUUUUCGCUCUUGCCUGUGACAAUCUGUUCUGCUCACGCUCCUCAUGCCGACAGACCAGACCGAGAGGCUACCGAAUUUUGGGCUUUGUUGACCCAAACACUGCAGGAGGCCCCUAGAUAUCGCGCGCUGCUUAUUGGCCUUGAUGCCAAUGGGGACUUCUGUUCGGCUGACGAGGACGACCACCUCAUUGGCACAUUGGUCUCGCAGGCGGAGCCGGCACGUAAUGAUGACUGUUUGCUGGAAAUGUGUCUCCGGCUUGGCCUCGUCGCACCGGCUACUUUCCCCGAUACUCAAUUAGGGGAAGGAUGGAGCUGGCAACACACUAGCUCUAAGCGCAAGCGUCUUGAUCACCUGUUGUUCCAAGCAGGGCCCUGGGAAAUCGCUCGUACUAGCCAAGCCCUUGCCUUUGAUAUUGUCAACGUCCAGCGGGACCACAUGGCCCUCUGGGCGCAGGCAACUCUACACGCUGCAGCUCCCCAGGGACGGCGAGAUGCCCCGCGUCGCUGUCUACCUUCGGAGGUUAUACAGGGAGGACAAGCCAUCUGGAAGGGCGUCCGCCUUGACGGCUGGAGUUGCACGGGGGAGCUUGUCCAGUCACUGCUUGACGGGUAUGGUGCAUGGCGGAAGGCCCUCCCGUCUCGACCACCCCUCACCCCGAAGCAGCCAUAUAUUCAGGCCACCACUCUAGGUCACCUGAACAGACUGCGAGAUUGGCGCGCGCAGGUGCGACACGUCAAGUCUGAGGGGGCGAGGCUUCUGCUGCAUCUGUGUUUUCAAGGAUGGAAGCAACAAGGUUUCCCUGACCGUCAUGCCCACCUACAGUGGCAUCAACACCGCCUAUUGGAAGCGGCCAUGCUGUCUCAGGAGUACCAUCUUAGUCGCAGAGCCCAUAAUUCUGCCAAACGCGAUAAGGCAUGGUAUUUUCUGCAACUGACACACCAGGCUACUGACCUUUGGCACCGCCAUGGCUGUGCCAUGGAAUCUAUCGUUAAACUCCGGUGGGCGUCUCGCAGGGCCGCCGAACGCAGAGCAGUCCACGCCGCAGGAGGUUAUAAUAUCGACGCGGCCCUAGAAGAACAAUUCCGGGAGCAAGAGGGGGGUCGCUUCGUAACUGCUCAGCAACUUCGCCUGACGCAGCUUGCCUGGGAUGCCUCCCCAACAAAUCCCUGCCCGGAGGCAGUGCCUACUCUCUUGCAAAUGGAGUCUGCCUGCAGACGCCAACAAGGAUCCAAGGCACCUGGUCCAGACCUUGUGCUCAAUGAACUCUGGCGCCACUACCCUGUCCAAGCCGGACAGUGGUUCUGGCUGAUCUGCACCCAAACCGCCCUAACCGGCCGUGAGCCCCCACAUUUUAAGCUGGCGCUGAUUUGCGCGCUUUACAAGAAAGGACCAGCGGCGCUGCCGCAAAAUUACAGGUCCAUAGCCUUGAUGAACGGGAUGGCUAAAGUGUACCAUGGUUUCCUGAGACGGGGCGUAGGGCACUCCAUCUUAGCUCAGUAUAGGGGGCUACAACUUGGAGGGCGACCUGGCGUGCCGGUCAGUUUUGCGGUCGCAGCCUUCCGGAGUGCGUGGGCUCUCAGUGUCGAAGCUCACAGAAGUUGUGCCAUUCUUUAUGUUGAUAUCCGUGCUGCGUACUAUGAAGCCAGUCGCGACCUCAUCUUUCAGGGUGGUGAACUCGGACUCCAGCCAGAUGAGGGUCGGUUAUGGCACCUAGCCAGCCUUGUCACCUGCCUCCGCUGCGACGGCGCACUCCACCUUCUUGGGGUUCCGGCAGACGAAAUAGCCUUGUUGCAAGACUGCGUCGCAUGUGCCCAUUGGCAACUUGUUGGCUCUGAUAGAUACGUCCUCGCUACGAGAGGGUCGCGACCUGGCGACGGGCUAGCCGAUGUUCUCUUCGGAGCCCUCUUCGCUAUCGCUCUCCGUCACAUCGAUGACACGUGCUGUGCCGAGGGGCUUGCAUGCCACUCAGCAAGUAUUGCGUCUGGUGCGGAAGCAACGCCUGUCUCUAUUGGCUGGGCAGAUGACCUGGCCAUCAUUACUGAUUAUACCUCGCCACGUGAGCUUCAGCAAGCCUUCCCGCGGGUAGCUGAAAUUGUCUUGGACACCUUACAUGCCCUUCGGUUUAAGGUUAACUUGGGUUUAGGCAAGACUGAGGCUCUUCUUGACAUUCGGGGCCCCGAAGCGAAGGCUGUGCGAGGGGAGCUUCUCGGGCAUGGGGGGCCUUGGCAGCUUCCCAAUGGAGCGGAACUUCGCGUAACCCCUGAAUACAGGUACUUAGGAGUCGUUCAGCAAGUUAAGGAUACGGGUCGACGUGACACUGAGCUGAGCGCCCAACGUGGCCGGACGGCAUGGAUGCAUGGCCGCAACCUCCUCAGCAGUGAGUCCGUGCCCUGGGCACUAAAACAAGCGUGGGUCGCCGGCCGCAUUCUGCCGGCCGCGUAUGCUACGCUUGCUACAUGCAUCGCGGUUUCAGAACGCGCUACUGCACCACUAGAAGGUCUCUUCGAACGACUCGCUCGCACUGUGGUAGGCUCUUGGCGAUUCGGCCAUGUCCUGCAUCGCGCCUCUCUUCUCUGCCUGCUAGGCCUCUCCUCCCCAGCACAGGCCGUGCUUAUUGCCAGGGCGAGGCUUACGGUCCAGCUUGUGCAUAAAGCCCCUCAACCUGUCUGGCGCUUGUUCGAUACUGCAUGGAAUCACGCGGUUCCUUGGUGUGAACUACUCGCUGAUGCAUGCCGGGCUGUAGCUCGUGGUGUUCCAGGCCGCUGUGGCAGGUUUGUCACCACCUCUCUUGCCUUUGUGCGCGAUAAUCAACGUGGGUUGCUGAAUGCUUGCCGCUUUCUUAGCCGUUGGGGUACCCUACAUAGUGCCUUCCAUGACCUAUGGCAUGACCUCGACGGCCCACGCAUGCGGAAAGUCCUGGGCCCUUCGGUUCAGGCUAUUUGCCCUCUGUGCCGCGCCGCACUCCCCAGUGCCCAGGCGCUUGCCGCACACGUUCACCGGAAGCACUCAGUUGUUAACUGGCUCACCCGUUAUACGCACGGCACGGCCUGCCUUUGGUGCCACCAUGAAAUGCAUUCGACUGACCGUCUCAAGUAUCAUCUCCGUACCAACCCGUCUUGUGUUCAUGGUCUGCGAGUCACGGUCGGUGAGGUCUAUGAGUAUGGCAUCGGCACCCGCCGUGGCGGACCUCGCGGACACCGAGGUGUUCCGGCCAUCCGACUGCCUGGGCCGCUGAACGCCACGCCAGCACAACGUCGUGCUGCUGAAGCCGGCAGAGCCUGCUCAGUGGCAGAGCUUGCCACAGAGCUUCGCCAAGUGGUAGGGGCGGCGCACGUCUAUGACUGGCCCCCUCUUCCCGAGCCCCUUGUGCAACUGGCCGACCACCGAAUGCAAGCUCCCCAUGUUGAACAGCUUCCUGUUCCCCCCAUCUCUCAGCCUUCUGAAGUCAUCUCUUCUGCCUUGGGCCCUGCUGCGCCCCAGUCUCUUCGGUGGAGGUGUGUGCAUGACUAUGAUGAAACGCCAACCAACUGGGCUGUACCUUCCAUGCUGUGGUCGGCCAAGGACGUCGGACAUACUGUCUGGCAGCUUCCACGGACUUGGCACCGUUAUUGGAACUGUUGGAAGGCUGCUUCCUCUCUGCACCCGUGGGAUGAGGCUGCUAAGGGGCCUCUGCGUGCACUGCGAGGCGCCGCAUCGCAUCACACUCCUUGUGCUCGUGACCCCCCUUUGCCUCUCCUCUGCCUUCUUGCUGCCACGGUUUCUUUCCGCCACAUCUGUGCCCGUGUUCGCCUCGGUGGAGCACUCUGGCUGUGGGGUCUCCCGAGUGCUACUGGCACUGCUGUGUUGCGGGCACUGUUGCCUUCUGCCGUCUUCUCUCGGCUUUGCCUUUCUGGCCGCACGGUCUUUGUCGCACACCACCCUUGCUGCCCCCGUGUGUGGCAGCCCGCUCUGGCUGCUUUGUGCGCUCCUGUCCCCGGCGGGCCGUCUCCUGCCGUGCUCCCUGUCGGUGCCUCAUUGAUUUUCCGUUCCGAGUCGCUGGGUCGCUCCUGA
Symbiodinium sp. CCMP2592 is the source of this 13662-nucleotide messenger RNA. NCBI's taxonomy places the organism in Eukaryota, Dinophyceae, Suessiales, Symbiodiniaceae. The record is from the annotation of a GenBank genome assembly.